Biomphalaria glabrata is the source of this 939-nucleotide messenger RNA. RefSeq names its product mucin-3A-like. The transcript is spliced from 2 exons. Lineage: Eukaryota; Metazoa; Mollusca; Gastropoda; Planorbidae. The annotation marks the transcript as partial. The record is from RefSeq and is a predicted model, not a curated record.
ACGCCUAACUUUACGUCUAACUUUACGCCUAACUUUACGUCUAACUUUACGUCUAACUUUACGUCUAACUUUACGCCUAACUUUACGUCUAACUCUACGUCUAACUUUACGUCUAACUUUACGUCUAACUUUACGCCUAACUUUACGCCUAACUUUACGUCUAACUUUACGUCUAACUUUACGUCUAACUUUACGCCUAACUUUACGUCUAACUCUACGCCUAACUUUACGUCUAACUUUACGUCUAACUUUACGUCUAACUCUACGCCUAACUUUACGUCUAACUUUACGUCUAACUUUACGUCUAACUUUACGCCUAACUUUACGUCUAACUUUACGCCUAACUUUACGUCUAACUUUACGUCUAACUCUACGCCUAACUCUACGCCUAACUUUACGUCUAACUUUACGCCUAACUUUACGUCUAACUUUACGUCUAACUUUACGUCUAACUUUACGUCUAACUUUACGUCUAACUUUACGCCUAACUUUACGUCUAACUUUACGUCUAACUUUACGUCUAACUUUACGCCUAACUCUACGUCUAACUCUACGCCUAACUUUACGUCUAACUUUACGUCUAACUUUACGUCUAACUCUACGCCUAACUUUACGUCUAACUUUACGUCUAACUUUACGUCUAACUUUACGCCUAACUUUACGUCUAACUUUACGUCUAACUUUACGUCUAACUUUACGUCUAACUUUACGUCUAACUUUACGUCUAACUUUACGUCUAACUUUACGCCUAACUUUACGCCUAACUUUACGUCUAACUUUACGCCUAACUUUACGUCUAACUUUACGCCUAACUUUACGUCUAACUCUACGUCUAACUUUACGUCUAACUUUACGUCUAACUUUACGUCUAACUUUACUCUCUACCAGCGUUAUCCAGAGAACUGCGACAUUCCAAAUGAUAACUGGUUCACAGUCUAG